AUGGGCACAGUGCUGCUCCUGCCCCAGCAUCCCCUCCUCUCCCACCCAGGUGGCCUGGCCGGAGGGAUCGAGAUCUGCAUCACAUUCCCCACCGAGUAUGUGAAGACCCAGCUGCAGCUGGACGAGAAGGCCAACCCUCCCCGCUACAAGGGCAUCGGGGACUGUGUGAAGCAGACAGUCCGUGACCAUGGCAUCCGGGGGCUGUACCGGGGGCUCAGCUCGCUGGUCUACGGCUCCAUCCCCAAGGCUGCUGUCAGGUUCGGGAUGUUCGAGUUCCUCAGCAACCAGAUGAGAGACGAGCAGGGCCGGCUGGACAGCACGCGGGGCCUCAUCUCCGGGCUGGGCGCCGGCGUGGCCGAGGCCGUGGUGGUGGUCUGUCCCAUGGAGACCAUAAAGGUGAAGUUUAUCCAUGACCAGACUUCCCCCAAUCCCAAAUAUCGUGGCUUCUUCCAUGGUGUUCGGGAGAUUGUUCGGGAACAGGGACUGAAGGGGACAUACCAGGGAUUAACUGCAACCGUCCUCAAGCAAGGAUCAAACCAGGCCAUCCGCUUCUUUGUCAUGACCUCCCUCAAGAACUGGUACAAAGGAGAUGAUCCCAACAAGGUCAUCAACCCCUUUGUCACGGGGGUGUUUGGAGCCCUCGCUGGAGCUGCGAGCGUCUUUGGGAACACCCCCUUGGACGUGGUGAAGACCAGGAUGCAGGUGUGACUCUGGGGCACGGUGUGGGACUGCGCCUACCAGAUCAUGAAAUACGAAGGGCCCCUGGCGUUUUACAAGGGCACGGUGCCUCGCCUGGGCCGCGUCUGCCUCGACGUUGCCAUUGUCUUCGUCAUCUACGACGAGGUGGUCAAGUUCCUCAACAAAGUGUGGAAAACGGACUGA
Molecule: messenger RNA, 882 nt
Organism: Chaetura pelagica (chimney swift)
Lineage: Eukaryota; Metazoa; Chordata; Aves; Apodiformes; Apodidae
Gene: SLC25A1
Product: solute carrier family 25 (mitochondrial carrier; citrate transporter), member 1
Exons: 8
Biological process (GO): mitochondrial citrate transmembrane transport
Source: RefSeq, a predicted model, not a curated record